UAUUGCAAACAUUGUCAGGCGAUGUACUAUUUAUUUUCAUGCCGAGUUCGGAGACUCCCUACAGCGUGAAAAUACACAAUACUCUAACGAUUGAAGAAGCAAUCUGGUAUUGGGCUCGAACCAAGUUCACGGCAUAAAUCACCAGGGGAAUUCGUCAGGAGCAGGGUUGAUUUUACGACCGAAUAGUUCACUCGGGUAGACGUCAAGAAGAGAAACCCACCGGAAAGUCUGUAAGAUGGAAGACCUACCCAACGGUAAUGUGGAAGAAUUCGGAAAAUCUGACGGUUACAACGCGAAUAUUUCACAAGAAAAUCUCACCGAUGUAAAACCCAAGUUUACCACAGGAAGACCGACUGUAUGGCUGGUAAUUUCUGUCAUCGCCGUGACUUUCGGGAGCUCGGCCCAGUACGGGUACGGUAUUGGCGUUCUCACCGGUCCAUCUUUGAUGAUGCAAGAUUUCUACAACCAGUCUAACUAUGACAGGAAUGGUGUACCUUUGAGUGAUACCGGUGUCCUUUGGCUUUGGUCUACUACGGUGUCAGUAUGGUGUAUUGGCGGUGCUCUCGGUGCCAUGGUUGGUGGCUACCUUAGUGAUGGACUUGGAAGGAAAGGAGCAUUGCUGAUGAUCAAUAUCUUCUCCCUAGUAGCUGCGGUUCUCUUUGGCUUCGCUGAGAUGGCUAACUCUUAUGAAAUGGUCAUUAUUGGCAGGCUUAUUCAUGGCUUUUAUGUUGGUAAGGAAUGGUGUAUAGUGAAUAUUAUAAAAUGGUGAUUUGAAUCCUAAUCA
Molecule: messenger RNA, 784 nt
Organism: Lytechinus variegatus (green sea urchin)
Lineage: Eukaryota; Metazoa; Echinodermata; Echinoidea; Temnopleuroida; Toxopneustidae
Product: solute carrier family 2, facilitated glucose transporter member 5-like
Exons: 5
Coding region: 236-769 (177 amino acids)
Biological process (GO): monosaccharide transmembrane transport
Cellular component (GO): membrane
Molecular function (GO): hexose transmembrane transporter activity
Source: RefSeq, a predicted model, not a curated record